AUGGCCAGCCCUCCCAUCUUCACGGCAAUAUCUACCUCUGCUAGGCAGUUGUAUCUCUUGCUUCGGUGCAUUGCUUUCUCUCAGCGCGCCGAGGUCGAGAUCACCCAACAAGGAAUCAAGUUCUCCGUGGAGGAAGCGCGAGUUGUUCAGGGCCUAACCUUUCUCGACAAGGCUCUGUUCUCGUCGUAUAAUCUGAGACUCAAUGACGAAAAUCAUUCAUUGCCCAUCUUUUCAGUCUCUAUUGUUGCUCUCCUCGAAACACUCCAAAUCUUUGGCAUUGCUGAAGCCACUUCCUCAGCUCGCAAUCCCUACGGUGGAUUUUCAUCCUCGUAUGGAAACGCCUUCAACACUCCGGCUCUGGCGCUUGGAGGCACAUGUCGAAUCUCUUACCAAGAGGCUGGCGCACCGCUCACUAUCACCAUUCAAGAGGGAUCAGUCACCACAACAUGCGACAUGAACACGUACCAAGCUCAUGACGAUUAUGGUGACGAUGGCGGUAUCCCCUUGGACCGGAACGCGUUGUGUUUGAAAGCAAUCAUGCGAAGUACUUGGCUGAACGACGCUAUUGGAGAGCUCUCGGGUACCAAUCCAACUGUUCUUGUAAUCAAUGCAUCAAGCCGUAAUGCCCCUUUUUUCUCAUUGGAGGGUGAAGGAGGCCCGUUUGGCGACAGCACUGUGAACUUUAUGCCUGAAUCGAAGCACGAGCCUACUCCCAGCGGACCAAGAGGAAAGAAGCAACCCUUGGUUACGGAAACAUUUUCGGUCGUUGCGCCAUCUGGAAGCCACGGCAGGGUCUGCCAGAGGUACAAGUUUGACAUGAUCAAAAGGGCAGGGAGGGUAAUGGCCUUUGCCAGCAAAGUCAGCAUUCGUCAGGAUCAACAAGGGGUACUUAGCCUGCAAUUCAUGAUUGAUUUGGGGGACGGUGCCAACGCUGGCCCACGACGAGAUGACAGUGCGACCGUCAAUGCACCACCUACGCCUGGCAGUGUUGCUUUUGUUGAUUUCAGAUUUGUUCCCCUUUUGGAUGACGAGGAGACCGGGAGUAACGGCGAGCUUGAAGAUGAGACGUCUGAAGACCUGGACCUGGAACCAGACAAUGAAAGUCCUUGA
This is a messenger RNA of Fonsecaea multimorphosa CBS 102226, 1110 nucleotides long. RefSeq lists its product as uncharacterized. NCBI's taxonomy places the organism in Eukaryota, Fungi, Ascomycota, Eurotiomycetes, Chaetothyriales, Herpotrichiellaceae. Bases 1 to 1110 code for a protein of 369 amino acids. Gene Ontology annotation, biological process: DNA repair; DNA damage checkpoint signaling. The record is from RefSeq and is a predicted model, not a curated record. Gene Ontology annotation, cellular component: checkpoint clamp complex. The transcript has a single exon.